UGCCUAACACUCUAAGCCAGUUAUUAAUAACAGCCCAGUGAGCUCUGCCUCCACCAAGAGCAUAUGGUGUGCUUGAAAGGAAGAGCCACCAUUCCCGUGACUUUGGACUUGGCCUGUUGAACCCCGAACAGGACCGAGGUUGCUAGGCGAACACCUGUGCCCACAGCACUUGGUCCUGCCAAAGCUGGAGAGGAGAGUUGGAAACCGGUCGAGCCGUGCUGCCUGCCGCCGCCCGAGGAUCUCUGGGAGCAAGAAUAUCUGAAUAUGAGUGGUAGAAACUGGAUAUUAGUGUCUACAACUUCACCCCAAAGCCUGGAAGAUGAAAUUCUGGGACGGCUUCUGAAAAUUCUAUUUGUUUUGUUUGUUGACUUAAUGUCCAUUAUAUAUGUCGUCAUAACUUCCUGAAAGCCUGACAUCAUUUAUUCUGUAUGUUUCUAACUAAAUUCCAGUGAAUAAAGACCUACAUUUUAAUAUGA
Messenger RNA from Chionomys nivalis (European snow vole), 476 nucleotides. It is a transcript of the gene Mrln, whose product is annotated as myoregulin. The record is from RefSeq and is a predicted model, not a curated record. Bases 265 to 405 code for a protein of 46 amino acids. Lineage: Eukaryota; Metazoa; Chordata; Mammalia; Rodentia; Cricetidae. The transcript is spliced from 3 exons.